GGACUACAUUUCCCAGCGGGCAAUCCGCCAACUCCCAGCCGAGGUCGGAUUGCUGGGCAUGCUAGGAGUUGUAGUGUCAGCCCCUUCACAGAGGAGGUUGGAAAACUUGGAGCUUCUUUGCUUGAGAAUUGACUUUACCGUUUAGAUAGACGUCGCAACUGAAACAGGUUUAGAGUUUAUUACAUGCUUCCUUCAGAAGCCUCAGGGGUCAACUACAAAUGAGCACACUUUGAAACGUCAAGUCCUUUAGUGAGCCCUGUCAGCUGGAUGAUCCAGACAACGCAAGGAUGGGAAGAAGGCGGGACUCAACAGGGCUGGGCUAGAGUGAAAGGAUUGGAACCUCCCACAGUGUCUCUUGGCAACAGGCUUUGGCCGCCAAACCGCCCAAGCAAAUACCCUCUGGGAAUUGUAGUGUAUCUAGAGGGCCCGACGCUGUAGACUCCGAGCCUGUGAACUACAUCUCCCGGCAGCCACCGCGCGGGCCACAAGGUAGGAGGAGUCCCCAAACGCUCAGUCCGGAGUUCCAGGCUCCCCAGUGACAGCAGCGGCAAGAAGCAGCAGGCAUUCCCUCUGUGCUAGGCCUGUCCUCCGAGGGAAGUGCACUGGACAUCUCCCCACGUAGCUCCCAUCUUUGGGCCCAGAGUCUGUGCAUGGCGAAGUCCCUAGGGAACUCUACCCUGGAAGAGAGUCUGGGGCAAUAUCAACGGAGUCUCAGGGAGACCAAGUAUAGAGAAGAUAGCUUGAAAUGCAUUAUGCAUCUAUUAAAGCAACCUUGAUUUGAGGGAAGUUCAUCAAACCCACAGGAAUAUUUAAAGGAAUGGAACAAAUACUGCCCCAUGCUUUAGGCCAAAAACCAAAAUGAAGUGAAAUGUGAAUUCUGGGUUCUCAAUUACACCUGUGGUUGAUGCUGGAAAGAUGACUGCAAGAUGCAUCAUUCUGAAAUACCCCACUGUCCUCUGAGGAGAACAAAGGAAAUGAGUAUUCCUUCUAUUCUUGGAUAGAUUAAGCUGUUCUGCGUUAACGGUGGGAUAGGAAAUGAUAACUGGAACUCCUGUCUAAAGUAGCGUGCCAAUAGAAGCAUUCACCAACUAAAAUGUGCCCUGAGAGAAGGUGAUGAUACUGUUGAAGAAGAAGCACUGGAUCCUUCCUUUAGCGUCAAUGCAGGACAUGAGGACACUGAGACAGCGUGGCGUGAAUUGCAGCAUAGCCAUGCUGUUAAUCAGCUCAAAGCUUUGUUGCGCCAACAAGCAAGUAAGGAAAUUGAGAUAUCACCAUCAAGAAGACGAAAAAUGUCCCCUUCGAGGUCAUCAGAAUAUGAGGAAACCAAUAUACCUACUGUGCACAACCUUGUUCCUAUCAUUAAUGACCAGUCUCAAUACAUUCACCAUUUAGAGGCAGAAGUCAAGUUCUGCAAGGAGGAACUAUCUGGAAUGAAAAAUAGGGUACAAGUAGUUGUACUCGAAAAUGAAAGACUCCAGCAAGAACUGAAAUCUCAGAAACAGGAGGCGACAAUGAGAGAACAAACACUUCUGGAUGCAUCUGGAAACAUGCAAAAUUCUUGGGUUACAACAGGUGAAGAUUCCAGAGUGGAAGUUGCCAAGAGAUCAUUUUCCCAUGGCGAUGGAGAUAUUCGCAAAGCUGCCAGCGAGGCUGAAAAAUGGAAGCUAGAACUGGAGAGUCUAAAACUUACAUACCAAUCAAAAGGUGAAAUUCUGGAAUCUCAAUUGACAUCUUUGAGGAAAGACUUAGCUGAAUGUCAGAAAAAUUGUGAAGAUCUUAAACAGCGACUAAAGCAUAAAGAGUCUCUUCUUGCUACUAAGGUCUCCAAACACGUUGGUGGUCUUUGUUUGAAGUGUGCUCAGCAUGAAGCUGUUCUUUCCCAAACCCAUAACAAUGUACACAUCCAAACCAUCGAAAGACUGACUAAGGAAAGAGACGACUUAAUGUCUGCACUCAUUUCUGUAAGGAGCAGCUUGGCAGAUGUGCAGCAGAGAGAAACAAGUGCUUAUGAGCAGGUGAAGGAAGCUGUGCAUAUGACGGAGGAAGCCAAUUUUGAAAAGACCAAGGCUUUAAUCCAGUGCGAGCAGCUCAAGAAUGAACUAGAGAGACAGACAGAGCGACUAGAAAAAGAACUUUCAUCUCAGCAAGAGAAAAGGGCCUUCGACAAGGAGAUGAUGAAAAAAGAAAUAGCAAAAGAAAGGGAAGACAUGGAAUCUAAGAUGUUGAUCUUAUGUCAAAAUGUUGCCCAACUGGAGUCCCAGGUUGAAAAAGUUACAAGGGAGAAAAUUUCUGCUAUUAAUAAACUAGAGGAAGUUCAAAACCAGCUGGCUUCUCAGGAAAUGGAUAUCACAAAGGUGUGUGAAGAACUGCGCUUCCAGUUGAGUAAAGCCCAAGUGGAGAAGGAUGAGGCUGAAAAGGAGCACAAAGUAUACAGAGUAAAAACUAAAAGGGAUCUUGAAAUGAAAGAUCAGGAAGUAGAGAAAUUGAGACUAGAACUGAGUGAAAGCAAGCAGCACGUGGAACGGGAGCAGCAGAAGGCAGCCCGGGCCAGAGAAGAGUGCCUGAAGCUGACCGAGCUGCUGGGCGAAUCCGAGCACCAACUGCACCUCACCAGACUGCAAAAAGAUAGCAUUCAGCAGAGCUUUAGCAACGAAGCAAAGGCCCAAGCCCUUCAGGCCCAGCAAAGAGAGCAGGAGCUGACACAGAAGAUACAGCAAAUGGAGGCCCAGCAUGACAGAACUGAAAGUGAACAGUAUUCAUUGAUGACCUCCCAGAACACGUUUUUGAUAAAGUUAAAGGAAGAGUGCUGUUCAUUAGUCAAGAAAAUGGAGCAGAUCUCUCAAAAAAGCAGAUCUGAAAUAGCUCUGCUGAGUCAGGAAAAAAUGUAUACAGAUCAUAAACUGGAGAAGUUACAGAGAAGAAAUGAUGAAUUGGAAGAACAGUGUGUCCAGCAUGGGCUAGUACACGAGACAAUGAAGGAGAGACCAGGUACCUAUUGCUCUGCCGGGGCUUGCAUGUCAGGUCCUAAGAAAAUCAUUCAAAGGGACUUGGAAAGGGAUGCAUUGGAUGAAGUUUCCAUGACUGCAUGGCUUUGUGCUGCAAAGUUCCCAGGAAAACUUCAGGUCCAUCAAGUCCUUGCAAGACAGCUGGACUCCUGGAACAUACCUGAGUCUUCCACAGUCCUCAUUUGUAAGCUCCCAAGGAGACCGGUGUUGUUGGUCAGGAAAUCGAGAACGUUGGAGAAAUAUUAUUAGGAAGAAUACAGUAAAAAUAAUGACAAGAUAGAAAACAAAUCCUGUCAGAGCCCGAGAAUAUAUUUGGCUUCCGCUGGCUGUGUCUGUCUGUUUCCACAAACGGUCCAGAAUAGAAACCGGAUGUUUAAAAUCGCUCUCUCUUUCACAUGCUCUCCUCCCCUCCUGUCUUCCUUCCUCUUCAGUAUUAGUAGACUUACUAUUUUUAUUAUUUUUUAUUUAUAUUCCUAGUUUUCAAUAUUUGCCAUUUGUGUGGAUAACACAUUAAUUUUUAAUGAAAUAUUUUCAGACUCUUGGAACUCUUGGAAUAACUGAAUCGUAAAAGAAAACUUGAAAUUGAUGUAGACUCCCAAGCAGCGAAUAAACUGAAUAUGACACUUGUGUUACUUUCCCCGCUCACAAAUGGUUAUCUUAAAAGAUUGUGUGUAUUAAGAUGUAAAUCUCUUGUUUUUGUCUGGGUCUAAUUUACAUAAUCUUUGUGGUACUAUUUUAAUAAAUAAUCAAAGUGAAAUGAACUUCUAAAUAAUGUGUUAGGCAAUGUGCAUCAGUAAUUUUCUCUUUAUUUAGAAACAUUUUUGACAAGCCACAUUACUAGGAAAGCAAUUCAGAAGUGACUGUAACUGAGUCUUGGGUUUAACUUUAUUUUAAUUGUGUUAUAGAACUAAGGUUUUAAGAAGUUGGCAUUUUUUUUUUCCCUGAGUAGCUCAUUUUCUUGUAAUCAAUGAUUGUUUUUGUUCUGUACUGGUAUAGUUAAAAUUGAUACUGGAAAUUAUUUAGAGUUUUUUUUUUUUGUGUGUGUGUGUGUGUAUACACUCUUUGCAGAACUGCAACUUUCUGUAACCUACUUUGAAACUGUGAAUUAAUGUUCCUUCCAGAACUUUUUGUAGAAAA
This is a messenger RNA of Cavia porcellus (domestic guinea pig), 4142 nucleotides long. It is a transcript of the gene Sdccag8, whose product is annotated as SHH signaling and ciliogenesis regulator SDCCAG8. Gene Ontology annotation, biological process: centrosome cycle; tube formation; establishment of cell polarity. Gene Ontology annotation, cellular component: centriole; centrosome. NCBI's taxonomy places the organism in Eukaryota, Metazoa, Chordata, Mammalia, Rodentia, Caviidae. The transcript is spliced from 19 exons. Bases 1290 to 3254 code for a protein of 654 amino acids. The record is from RefSeq and is a predicted model, not a curated record.